This is a messenger RNA of Melopsittacus undulatus (budgerigar), 21491 nucleotides long. RefSeq names its product spectrin repeat containing nuclear envelope protein 2 (gene SYNE2). The record is from RefSeq and is a predicted model, not a curated record. Gene Ontology annotation, cellular component: perinuclear region of cytoplasm; nuclear envelope; membrane. NCBI's taxonomy places the organism in Eukaryota, Metazoa, Chordata, Aves, Psittaciformes, Psittaculidae. The transcript has 115 exons. Gene Ontology annotation, molecular function: kinesin binding. Gene Ontology annotation, biological process: nuclear migration; cytoskeleton organization; nucleus organization.
AUGGCAUCAAAGCAGUCAUCUCCUUCAACAGAGGAGCAGGCUUCGUCUGAAAUAGAUGAUCUCUAUCUGUCGCUGCAAGUGCAGCGAGAGUUUACACAGAAAAAAACCUUCACUAGCUGGAUAAAUUCAAUAUUGGCAAAGCAUACACCUCCUUAUGUUAUCUCAGACCUCUAUACAGACAUACAGCAAGGACAUUUGCUUUUGGAUCUGUUGGAAGUGCUUUCAGGUCAACAUCUGCCACGGGAAAAAGGAUUUAAUAUCUUCCAGUGCAGAAGUAACAUAGAAAAUGCUUUGACAUUUUUAAAGAGCAGAUCACUCAAGCUUAUAAAUAUUCAUGUUGCUGACAUUAUUGAAGGAAAACCUUCCAUUGUGCUUGGCCUAAUUUGGACAAUUAUAUUUCAUUUUCAUAUUGAAGAACUUGCCAGGACACUUGCUUGUACUUACAGUCAGCCUUCACUUGGUUGUUCAAGUGCUGUUGACUCCUCUCCAAAGGCAAGCCGAUCAGCUAAGAAAAGUGUUAAAAUUAAGGAACGAUGGAAGAUGUCAGCUACAAAGGCUCUUCUGUUAUGGGCAAAAGAACAGUGUUCACUGCAUGGCUCUAUCAAUGUGACUGAUUUCAAGUCAAGCUGGAGAAGCGGACUCCCUUUUUUAGCCAUUAUCCAAACCUUACGACCAGGUUUAGUUGAUUUGGAGAAGGCAAAAGCUAGAAGCAAUAAAGAAAACCUGAAAGAGGCUUUCAGAAUUGCAGAACUGGAGCUGAAUAUUCCACGUCUUCUUGAACCUGAAGAUGUUGACAUUAUGAAUCCAGAUGAAAAAUCCAUCAUGACUUACGUGGCUCAGUUUUUGCAAUACUCCAGGAAUUCGCCUGAGUCUGAAGAAGACAUGCAGGAAAUAGUAAGAGAGGCCAAGAGCUGGUUGGCUGCACAGGAGAAGAAGUUAGCGAAGUUGCUGAUUGAUACAGAGAAUGAAACAUAUUAUCAGAAGUACAAAGAAAUGAUGUCAUUUAUGGAAGCAUUUAACCAAGGAAAAAAACCCUUUCUGCCCAUGCUGUCAUCAAAAAGAAGUGAAGCUGAGCUGAGUGAAGGCCAGCAGCAGAUAAUAGAAGAAUGGGAUAAACUGAUCUCUCAGAUUAAUGAAUGGAAAGUGAAGCUAGACCAGAUGUUGCCCUCCCCUCUGGAUAGCAUUGAGGCUUGGCUUCAGGAAGUAGAACAUCUGGAGGCAGAAGAUUUGCCUGAUUUACAGGACCCAUUUAAAGCAAUGUUUGUCUUCAGAGAAAUCAUUGUAAUAUUUAAGGGCUUGAUGGAUUGUUUUGAUUCUCAUUUGGAUGCCCUUCAAUCAUUUAAGAAUGAAGAUGAGAAGAAUACCCCACUGGUCCUGCCUGAAAAGUUAGAGGAAAUGAAAAGAAGAUUCAGCAGUAUUCGUUCCACAAACUUCAACACUUUUCUUGAAUACCACUAUGGACUGUGCUCAGCUAUAGCCAACGAGGUGAUGUUAAAGCUAAAUAUCUGGGACAUGAAAUAUGGUACAAAAGAGUCUGUGGAAUCACUGCUGGAAAGCUGGAAUAAUUUCAUUGAAGAAAAGAGACUUGAAACACAACUAGAAACUGCUACUCACAUCUGUGAAGAUUUGAAAAACAAAAACAUAACUGGUCCUGACUUAGCUGGAAAUUGUCAAGAAAUUAGCAAACUGUUUAAGACAGUGGAGUCAAAGAUUUCUAUGUGCAGAGACUAUAUUUCCAAUGUAAAUACCACCCUACAGAAAGUCCUGUCUUCCUGGAGUAAUUAUACAGAAAAUAUCCAUCUGCUAAAGACGUGGCUGGAAGAAAAACGAAAUGAGCAUCCGAAUGAGAUCCCUGCUGAGAUCCUGGCAAAAUGGAAUUUGGUUCAUGGUUCCUUAAAUGAAGUUGGCAACUAUCUCACUGAAGUCAGCAAAGAUCAAGUUGGAUCAAAUAUUGCCAAAGAGCUGAAGAAAUUGAACAGGAGAUGGGCUAAGUUCAUCAGGAGAACACAAUUUCUUGGUGAAGAGAGCACAGAUGCUGCUGAAAACACCAGAGAACUUUCAGGGAGCUUUGAGAAAACUGAAGAGCUCCUCGGUGGGGUGGACAGCUGGACAGCAGAGACCGGGAGCCUGCUUGGUGAGAUCAGUCAUGAGGGGUCUCUGGAGCCUGAGACAGAGGAACAUUUGCAGAGCUUGGCUGCAAGGGGAGCUUCAUGCCGAGAACAAGUUGUGGCAGCAGAAGAGAGAUUGCAAUCCUUGACUCAAAAUGUUUCAAGUCAGCUGUCCCAACAGCAUUCUUAUGCUCAGCUGCAGACACGAAUUAAAGAAGCCAAAGACAAAAUAGAGGCUGUCAUGGGUAACAUAAACAACAUCUUGUCUAAAUCUGAAAAGAGACCCGCAGAGAAGGAGGCUUUGCUCAAUUUUGAAGAAUCCCAGAAAGAACUAGAGGCCUCCAUUUCAAAGGCUGUGCAACUUGUCAGUCAAAAGUUCAGUCCUGAAGAAUCUAUUUCAAGAUAUGAGGAAUUUUAUAAUUCCCUGAACAAUAAAGCUCUUGACAAAUUUUUGAAAACAGCUGAACAACUGAAAAAUAUUUCAUCAGACUGUGAAAAGCUGGCAGUGGAAGAAAAGAGUAAAGAUGUUCGUAAAAGAUGGGAGGCAGUUCAUCAUGAAAUUACAUCCUGCCUCCAGCUCAUAGUAGAAAGGGAAAAAAAGAAAUUUAAUGCAACUUUAAAAAAAAUCAAUAAGCAAUUAAGCAAAGAGAAGAAAUUCCUAAGUAUGGAUAAAACCAAAGGGCUCAUCAAGGAACAUGAGGCUUUUUUUUCACACGAAGGCAGCCUGAGGGAACUUAGCAAGUCAUUAGAAGACCUUAAAAUAUUGGGAAGACUAUUAGAAGGAACCGUCCCAGGGAUACGGUCACUGACUGCAGACUGUGAACAAAAGCUAGAAAAGAUUCAACAAAUUGUGGCAGAUACUCACACAGCUCUGCUGUCUCGAGCUGGAAAAGGACAGUCAUCUAAGAAAGGGAGCUCCAUUAUUGCUUCUGAAAAUGGAGAAAAGCCCGGUUCUUCUCAACAAAUAGAUAUUGUUUCAGUACAGGAGUCCUCAAGACCUGUUGCCGAUACACUUUGGGAACCAGAUGUGAAACAUCACAAUGGAGAAAGCUGUGCAAAGAAAUUUGAGGAAGACAGUGAUUUGUCCGUAUCAGCUUUGUUACAGAGCUAUAAUACACAGAUAAGGAGCAUGGAGGAACUUUUACGAAUCAGCAGAGAUAAAGUAGCAUCUGGCUUUACUGAUGAAAUAAAAGGCACUUCAUGCCUUCAGAAUAAGCUGAUGGAGCUACAGGUGAUAGAGACUGAAAUCAGUUCUGGUUGGACACAACUGGAAGACAUCUCAUCUACCUUAGAAAAUCUUGUGGUUGAAGCACAGCAGGCUUCUAUCUCUGAGACAAGAGGCAAACUGAAAGGAGAAUGGAAAGAGCUUCAAGAUAUUAUAAGUACCAGAACAAACUCAUUAAGGACUGCAUUGGAAAUUGUUUUGCCAAUAGAAAAUGAAUCCAUUCUUCUGUGUGAAUUAGAUCAGCGGCUGAAAAAAAAGGACAUCCAGCAGUUUAAUCUGAUGAAUAGUGAUCUUGCUUAUAGGGAACUAAAGGAACUGCAGAGAUCCAUAUUAAAUCAGAUUGAAGUGUGCAAACAAUUGGAACACCUUGAUAGUUCAGCAAGAGAUGAAUUUAAUCCAAUAGAUCUGCAAGCUGCAAGUAAAAUUAUGAUUUACUACCAAAAUCAGUUUGAAGAAAUGAGCCAUAAAAUGCAGAUCCGUGAGACAGUCCUUAAAGAUCUGGAAAUUUUCAUGGCCUCAUUGAGGAAGAUUCGGUCUUCCAUAAAAUGCCUCACAGAUCCCCCAGGUGAGCCUGAAAUACAUGGAAAAGCAUUGAGAGAGGCUGCACAAGAAGUUUCUCAUAUGGCAGAAGAGGCCAAAUGUUUGGAUGAACGCUUGAAAACAGUAGAUAUCUCUUUGGAAGAUUCUGAAUGUGGGAGAAAGACUUGCUGUGAAAACCUUGUUCUGACUUUAUCUGAAGAGCUAAAUGUGACUUAUGAUCCCUCAAGGGAGCAGAUGGUUACAGACAAAAAAGACUUAUACAAUACUUUUUCCACAAAAAACAGUGAACUCCUUAAAAGCAUUCAGGAUCUACGAGACAGAAUUAACAAAAUAGGCUUGAAGGAUCCAACAGUUCCAGCUAUUCAACAAAGGGUAAAAUCAUUAACAGAAUUGGAAAAAGAAUUGGAUUGUGCUGCUGUUGAAAUGAAACCUAUGCAAGAAAUUGCUAAUAAGCUCCUACAGAUCAAAGAAGAAAAAGCAGAGGAAGCAAAUGAACAGUGCAGAGUUACAGAGAGAUUAUGGGAGGAUACAAAAUUGUUGCUUGCUGAAUGCCAGGAGCAGUGUGCAAGGGCUCUGGAGCUCCUGAAGCAAUAUCAAAGCUGCAAAACUAGUCUGACCAGCAUCAUCCAGAAACAGGAGAUUGUGCUUUCCCAGCAAACUUCUUACAUGGGGAAAGAGAAUUUGAACAGACUAAUAACAAAGAUUGAAGAGGCAAAAGAGGAAUUUAAUGAUCAUGCUGAAGAUGUAGACAAAAUAAAUCAGAUCUGCAAAAAUCUUCAAUUCCAGCUCAAUAAAAUGAGAAGCUUUGAGGAGCCUCCGUUUGAGAAUGAGGCUAACGUUAUUGUGGACAGAUGGCUGGAUAUCAAUGAAAAGACUGAAAACUACUGUGAUAAUUUGGGAAGAGCUCAGGCUUUGUGGGACAAACUUCUUAGUUUAUCUGGCACAAUCGAUGCUUGGGCACAAGCAGAACUUCAGAACGCAGAAGGCCAUUGUCUGACUGAAGAGAACCUUACACAGUUGAAGGCAUGCUUACAAGCCCAAGAGGAGAAACUGCAGAAAUUUGACAACACAGUGGCUGAGAUAGAAGAACUUUUAAAUAGUAAUGAACCUCCACUGGAGCUACAGGUCAUCAGAUCAUCUGUUGUGCAAAAAAUGGAGCUAAUAAAAGAACUCUUGUCAAUGAAGAGGGGGACCAGUGAACUCAGCUUGAAUACAGCAGAACUAAAAGGAGACCUUGAUUUGGCCAAGACACAGAUUGGAAUGACUGAAUCGCUUUUAAAAGCUUUAUCUCCUUCCGACACCUUAGAGAUCUUUACUAAGUUAGAGGAGAUACACCAGAAAAUUCUGCAACAAGAACACUAUGUGACAUUACUUCAAGAAGAGACAGAUUGUCCUGAUGUGGAUGAAUUAAAUAAGCAGCUUAAAUGUGUCACUGAUUUAUUUAAUAAGAAGAAACAUGUGUUUCAAGAUCACUUCAUUGGUGUUCUGAACCGUCAGUGCAAGAAUUUUAAUGACUGGUUCAGCAGCACUCAGCUGUCUUUGAAGGACUGCUUUGACCCUUCAGAAACAAAAUUGAUACUGGAAGAAAGACUGCAGAGGCUGAAGCACUUCCUAACAUCUGAAGGUAAAGACAGAGAUAUCCAGGAGGUUAAAACUUUAUUGAAUAAAGUGAAGCAUUACUUGCCCAAAGCAAGCAUUAACCACCUUAACAGCCGUGUGAGAGAUCAAGAAGCAGAAUUACAAAGAUUGAUCUCCAAAUGUCAGAAACGGACAAAGGAACUUGGUGCUUCUCUCCAGCAGCUCAGUAGCCUUGAAGAAAGCAGUACAGUCUUGGAAGGAUGGCUCACUGCUCAGGAAGAAAAACUGAAAGAGAUCAAAAACGAUGAGACAAAACUUGAAAAGUUGUAUAGAACACUGUUAAUGCAGAGAAAACCAUUUGACUCCAUAGCUCAGCUUGCAAGUUCCUUGAGGGAGGCUGGGCUAACAGAAUAUCAGGCUGUUUCAGAAGCCAGUGAUCUUAUUAGUAGAUACCAGGCACUGAUAACACAUGUAAGUGAAAUGGCAGGGAAUACUGAGAGACUUCCUGUGGAAGGACAGAAUUUUGAAGAACUUGCCCAGGAUGUUUCUUGCUGGAUCAAAAAGCUCGAGGAGGCUAUUAAUAAGCUGAGUUCACAGGAAAGUGAGUUGCCAUCAGACAAAAGGAUUAAUCAAGUAAAGGAAAUCACAGCUCUCAAAGAUGCAGGAGAGGCCAAAAUACAGAACAUGGUAGCUCUAGGAGAAACUUUAAUGAGAAAUGAAAAAAAUAAGAAGCCAAUGGUUCAGCAGACUAUUUCUGAGCUCCAGCACAAGUGGGAAAGCAUCUGUCAGCUAGCCACUGAAUAUAGAAGUCCUCAGGAGCAGCUUCAGUUCAACAGGGAGCAGUACGAGCAAAGCAGAGAAGAUCUGAGACUAGCUUUAACUAAUCUGGAAAAACAGCAACAGGAGAUAGGUUUUGCCCUUCAACCUGGUUUACAAGAGAAGCAAGCUCAGCUGACAAACUAUUCAAGCCUCCUGCAGAAAGCAGAAGAUUUGACUUCCCUAUUUAAUGAAUUGAAAAGACAAGAAGAUUACCUACAGGGUCACACUGGGGAUCCUUGCUUCACAGAGUUGGACUGGUUGGAACUAAAGCAACAGCAUGAAAAUCUGCUUAGCCAGCUACAGACCAUAGUGCAGACAUUGGAAAGUCAUGUUCAAGAACACCAGCAGUUUCAGGAUAUGGUAUCAGGCCUGAGCACUGAGCUGAAAACUCUCUCUGAGAAGCUUGCUGAUUGUGGAGGUCCAGCAACAGAGCAACCAUCAUCGGAGCAAGCCCAGUUGAAAUCACAGGAACAACAAGGACCUCUUCGUCAAUGCGAAGACACGUUAAAGAAGAUUUUGGUUUUAGCAGAAACCAUUAAACAAAACACCUCUUCACCAGGACAGAAGUUUAUUAAGGAUGAGAUUGAAACACUUCAGAGUGAACACAGAAGUCUGAAAGAGAGACUUGAAAAUGUCAAGCAAAAGAAAGAAAAUAUUUCAAGUGGAGCCCUUGAGUUUAAAGAUGAGUUUGGUACUGAAAUACAGAUGAAAGAUAAGGCAGAUACAAUGUUGAAGAGAGACAUACAGAUCACAUCUGAUACUCCUAUUGCUGCAGAAGAGAGCCUGACUGCAUUGGAAUUAAAGGAGCCUUCGGAAAAGCAUGAUGUGAGUAUAUUUGUUGUCAGUAAUGAUAAAAGAGAAGCAAAAUGUUUUCCACUUUUGGAGGAAAACAGUGUAUUGUCAGACAGCCUUUUGCAGGGUGUCUGUCAAAGCAAGGAUGAAUUUGGGCAGACUGUUCAGCAGGGGGAUGCUGAUAAGGAAAGCCCAAGUAUGGAAAAGCCUGUUAGAGUUCAAGAUGAAGUUCUGGACUGUGCAGUUCAGGGUGGGGAAGCAGAACUGGAAAGACAUCAGGAUGGUGUUGUUAUUGAAGGUGAUGACACAAGAAAGGCAACCCAUCCAGUUACAAAAAAGGAGAAAUGUAGCAAUGUCAAGAAUCAAUCAUAUAAAGAAGACAUGGAGCAGGUUCAAGAAAAGUUGUGCCAGAAGAGUUGUGUCCCAAAAUCUUCAGCAGCUGAGAAAGAUAGUCUGGAACCUAAUCCCUCAGUUUUUUCACAUCAGUGGAUUUACUCUUCACUCUGUGUCCAGAAGGAGCUACUUCCUGGAGAGCAAGUAAACACUGAAUAUUUUGAAGAGGAACAAAAGGUCAAUGAGCUGAAAAAUGAAGUGGCUGAACUGGAUAUUGUGCUUAUAAAUGAACAAUUAAAAGAGCUGGAGAAUUUACAAGCUGAACUGGAAACAUGGAAGGCAAAAUCUUUGUGUCAUAGUCAAGAAGCUUUUCCCAGUGCAACAGGAUCAAACAGAGCAGGGCUGCAAACCACAGAUCCUACAGUGCCCUGCUGGGACAGGCUGAUUCAAGAACUUGAUGCCAUUAAGGAAGUGAAGCAACAACAGUACUGUUUAAUUAAUGAGUACCAGAAAAAUCUUUCUGCUGCACAGUCCUCAAUGAAAAAUCUGUCAACAGAAAAAGAUAACAUAAAGCUGGGCCCUAUGAACAACACAGUUCUUCUGGAGAAAAUUAAGGCAUGCAUAGAGUCCUUAAAAAAGGAAAGAGAUGUCUUAAACCAGUUGAAGACUCAGCAAGAAAGUUUAUCUCAGCAUUUAACAUGCAUGGAUAAAGUGCUAACUGAAAGCCAAAUGAGGCAACUGGAGCAAUGGUGGCAACACAUGGAACAAACAGUGCAAAAGAAACAUGAUCAAGUUGCAGCAGAAAUCGAUGAAUUUAACCUGCUUAUGGAUAAAGCACAGGAUAUUCAGAGACUGAUACAAGAACAGUAUGUACAAGCAGAGUUACAUUCCUCAGCUGCAGGAAAAGCCAAUUACCCUGUACUUUGGACUACAGAGCUACAGGACAUUAAACGCGGUCUUUCUCUAUUAAAAAGAAGGAUUGAACUGCAGAUGAAAAGAAUUUGGAGUCAUCAAGAGAAGGUAGCUUUGGAGAACUCUAUACAUGAUUUGCAGAGCAAAUUGGAAGCAUUAUCAGCACAACAGACUCUUCGAGAGGAUGUUCAGGUCACUGGUCCUGCUCUCAUGAAAAAUGAAAUUAUGAAGAAGCUGAAAGAAAAUAUUUCAUGGGUCAAAGAUUCACUGUCCUCUCUUGAUCAGAAAGCAGCACUUUUUCCCAGUGAUGUUGAAUCACAAAUCAGAAGUUGUCAGCUUCUAAUCACAGAAGUUCAAAACAGAGAACCUGUGAUUGUAUCUCUGAAUUACGGGCUCCAGCACAUCAUUCCCAGCUUAAAGCCAGAGGAGAGCUCUGAUAUGACCUUUCUUGUACAAACAUUGCAGAAUUCAUACAAGGCUCUUGUUUUAAAAUCAGCUCAAAGACUGCAGCAUCUAGAGCUCCAGCUGGAGGAGAGGCAAAAACUUACUGCAGAAGUAGAAAAAGUUCACUGUCAGCUUCGCAAUGCUGAGAUUCUUGCCAGGCCUGACAUGAACCAAAGCAACACAUGGUCAGAGUUAAUCAAUCAACAAGCUAUUUUUAAGGAGAUUUUAAAGGACAUACAGAAAAUAGAAGGGCUUAUCUCAUCCCACUGUGCAGAAAGCCAGGUCACAGUUGGGGAACUGAGCCUGUCUGAACAACUGUUUUUGAUUGAUCAGUUAAGAAGUCUGAAGAACAGAGCAAGGAAGACACAGAGGCAAAUUCAGAGUAAACUUCAAGAAGUAGAAAGAAAGAUAGUUGUCUACAAAGAGUUUGCUGAAGAAGUAAUUUUACUGCAGAGAGAUCUUGACGAUCUGCAUUCUGGUGAAAUUAACCUGGAAGAAGAUGAAUUGUUAGGUGCCCAGGUGGAAGUGAAGGAUAAAUGCAAAGCACUUCAAGAAAAAGUAAUAGUGUUUCAAUCCAAUUUGUCACAAAUAAUGAAGUACAAAGAAAUCUUUGAAUGUGUAGGCCUAAAAUGGGACACACUGCAGCUGGAUGAAUUGCAAACUAAUUUUUUAAAAAUUAAAAAUAAAAUUAAAGGGAAGAUAAUACAUUUUGAUAAUGUUGUUAGGGAAUAUGGCAAGAUUCAAGCAUUGCUAAAUGAAAUCCAGACUGUGAUAUCCACUGUAAGAAAAGAAGCUAACCUGCUAAAUGAUAGCUCUAGCUCUUCUCCUGACAAGGAUCUUAUAUCUGCCUUGAUUCUGUUUCAGACAGUUCAACAAAUAUUGUACUUAAUCCAGGAGGCAGCAAAUCAGCUAAACAAAAAUGAGGUCUUUGAUACACCAUUCAAAGAAUCUAAGAGGAAAGAAAUAAAGAACCUGGAGAAAGAUGUUGAGGAAUUGAAUCAGCUUCUUAAAAACUUGGUCUCUGGUCUCCAGGGUGUAAACAAGGAAGGUAAACAGAAUGAAUCAGAACAUCUAUCCCACAUCAUAAAGUAUAUUCAAUCAGAGCUUCAACAGCCACUUCUGGUAGAUAUAAAAACAAUGCAGUAUGAAAAGAUACGAUGGGAAGCAAUUCAGAAUAUGAUCCAAGCAAAGUUUUCUGCUAUUAAAUGGGUAAUGGAAAAAGAGAGGGAAAAACAAGAAGAAAAAUCUAUUGCUGCUGGUACAGAUGCAAAAUUAGAGACACUGCAAGAUCAUGAAAUACAGCUGAAGACAGACAUUGCUGCCCGUGUUAGUACUCUGGAGGAGGCAUGUAAGACUGGUGAGCUUUAUACCAUGGCUGUUCAGAGAGCUGCCAGGUUGCUUGAGGACUACAAAACUCAAGUCCAGUCCGCCGCACCAGAGCUCAGUAGCUCAGAGGAGGGCUAUCAGACCCCACGAUGGGAACCAGAAGUAUUCAACUCUGCAAAGGCUAACAUAGAAAACCUGUACUCCAAGCUGAAAAACCUAGUGAAACCAGAAGACAAAACAUAUCUGGAAAAUACUUUAACAGAAUUAAUGAAUAAGAGUUUGGCAUUAAGGAAGAAGGCUCACAGAAAGGAAGCUGAUGAACAGAGGUAUUUAGAAAAAUAUGAAAGCUACACAAAAACCAAAGAUAAGGUGUGUGAUAAUCUUAACAGAUUGGAAAAGAUGCUUAGACAGUCUUUGUCUCAAUCACCAAUGUCUUAUAAAGAAGCUUUGGACCACUUAGAAGAAAGCAAGGUUUUAGUCUCCAACAUUGAGUCUGCUGAAGAUGAUCUUGUGAAGCUGAGGCAGGUUUCUGGAGAGCUGAUGAGAUUAUGCAGAAGUGACAGGGCCCUGGGCAGGAUGGUGUCAGCACUGUGGGAAAAUUGGCUGGGUUUGCUUGAGGUGUCUAAACAGCUGGAAAUAAACAGUGAAGAACUAAAGCAGGAAUGGAAAUUCAUCAAUGAAGAGCUGGAAAGAGAAACAAUAAUUCUCGAUAAGCUACAGGAGGAACACCCAGAAGGUCUUAAAGAGAAAGAAAAGGCCACCAAAGAGGAACUGGUAGAAUUACUAGAUUUUGUGAACUCAUUUGAGGAAAACAUCAGUCAGCAACAGCUCCUUUUACUCCUACUUCUUCACCGAAUAAGAAACAUCCUGAAUACACCUGAAAAUACUGAGGCAGAAGCUACCCUUCCUGCUUUAUGUGAGAUAAAGGCAAUGCAAGAUCGCUGUAAAAAGUUGUAUGAAAAGAUCCAGAACCAUAAGGAUUCUGUACAAGCUGAGAUUCAACAGAGGAACAAGUUUGCUGAAGAAAUAAGUGCUGUGACACAUGUGUUACAGAAUGCUGCUGUGUUACUACAAGGUGCUUCCGGAAAGCCAGGACAGUUGGAGGAGAUUCAGAACGUGAUUGGUAAAGAAAGUCAAACUCUGAAGGACAUCAUGGAGAAACUCCGGAUCAAAUAUUCUGAAUUGCAUACAAUAAUUCCUGCAGAGAUCGAAACACAGUUGGAGGACUGCAAGAAAGUAUUGCAAGACCUAGAAGAUAAGGUGAACUUUGAAAUCUUGCAGAGCUCUCCUCAGAAUGUGCUGAAAAGAAAAGCAGAAACUAUUAACAAUGGCCUUCAAGCUAUUGAAAAGAUGUUGCAACAGAAGAGUGAAAACGUUGCAAAAGCCAAAGAAGUUCAGAAGCAAAUCUGGGAUAUGCUGGACCUUUGGCAUUACAAACUCAAUGAACUGGAUGCAGAAGUGCAUGAUAUAGUAGAGCAAAAUUCCUGCCAUGCACAGGAGUUGAUGGAUAUCUUAGUGUCCCCCCUUCAGCAGUACCAACAGGUCUCACAACUUGCAGAGCGCAGAACUGCCAUUUUAAACAAGGCUGCCAACAAGAUGGAAGAAUACAAUGAACUCCUGAAGAAUGUGAAAGUUUGGAUAGAAAACACCAACUGCUUGCUAAGAGCAGAUGCUCAAAAUGACUCUGCAAAAACCUUAUGCAAACAUACUGAUGACCUUCAGAUGGCUUUAGAAGACUCAGAGCAAAAGCAAAAUCUUCUACACAGUGUUUACUUGGAGCUGGAAGAGCUAACACCAAUCUUUGAAACAGACAGUGUAAUGCAACAGCUAAAUGAAAUAGAUGAGCAAGUAGCAACUUUACAGCAUGAGAUAGCAGAGAUUCUUCCACAGAUCCAGCAUGUGGCUGAUGAAUUGGAUGCCAUCGAAUCUCACAUUAAAGUGUUUGAGAAGGACAUUGUCAAAAUGAAGACGAGCCUAACAUCUGAAGAUCUGUUAGAAUUUUCUCCUAAAGACCAACUUAAACACGGACAGGUUAUACUGGACCAUGUUGGUCCCAUGAUGAAAAACAUUGUACAUAUACAGUCCUAUGAAGAUGCACUACUGCUACCAGGAGUGAAAAUGCAACCUUUCUCAGUCUUUCAGAGAGCAAGGCAGCUUUUGAGAGAAUUGAAGAAAUUAGAAAAAAUUACCAAAGAACAAAAUGAUCUUCUGGAGGAAGCUGUAAAGAAAACAGAAGAAUGUGAGCAAGAAAUUGAAAAGUUGAAACAAUUCCUAAAGAACCCCUUGGUAGAAAUAUUGCAAGAUCAACCACUGUCUCAGAAGACUCAUUGUCCAGAGGGAGACAUGGAAGCUGUAAAAGAAGAAAUCAUAAAGCUGUGCCAAAGAAAGGAAGAUGUCCUUACAGGAAUGAAGAAUACAAUGUCUGAGCUCCACCAGCGCUUACAGCAAGAAGUGCCUGAAUCAGAAGAUGAACCUACAGCCUCUGUAUUAGCACAAAGUGACUUGGUUGGGACUGAUGUUUCUGGUCAGCGGUUGAAAAAAAGAGGAAUGAUGUCUCUUCUACCUUCCUUGGAUGAAGAAAUAGAAGACUGUUCUUUACACAGCAAGGGAGGUACAGCCACAGAGAAAGAUGCAAAAUUCUGGCCUUUGGAAAGGGAUGGUGAAAAACACAAGGAAGACAGUACAACCUCCUGGUCUUCUGGUACCUUGUCGGAUGGCCUCGUUCAGGAUGUUGAUGACAUGAUGGAAUUGCACAGUAAACAUGGUGAGGAAACUUCUAUGCAAACUUUGCAGAGUACUGAAGACCCUGGUGCAGGUGAUGGCAGUCAUGCUAUGAGUGACAAGCCGCCUCCUGUCCCUGACAUCACCUGGGGCACUCGAGGGAAAGCUGUGGGUCCCAGCAGGUUGGAACCAGAAAAGAUCCUCCAGGUGUGCCAUGCCCAAGUUGCCGAGGUGGAGCAGUGGCUAGACAAAACUAAAGUGUCCCUGAAGUCAGACCCCCAGACCCCGAAAAUGCAGCAUGCAGUGGAAAUGCAGCUUGCCUAUUACCAGGUGGUGAUAGCAGACAUUGAACUAAAGAUCCUUAAUUUAAUGGAAGAUUCUGGGGCUAGUGCAGACUAUGAACAAGAGGUAGAAGCUCUUUCCCUGAAGCUGAAGGAAGUGAAGUGCAGUUUAGAAGAAUUCCAGAUGAUGCUUCAAGAAAAAUGCAGUGAAGAACAGGUAAAGCAUAUGAAUGCUAUACAGAGCAAGAGUGAGAGAGUCUGACACUCAAAUGGCUCUAGCAUGCCCCAGUUUGCCCUUGCUGAACAGCCGCUCAUUUGGCAUGUGUUGGAUCCAGAAAUAAAAGCAGCUGCACAGAAAAGCCUCUUUGACUUCAUUGAGUUGUGCGUGGAAAAAAUGCAGCCACAGGUUGAGGACAGCGUGAUUUCAAAAUUAGAAUCGAGCAAUGGAGAAUCUGAUCCAGAGAGCAAACUGGCUGAUUCUGCUUUAGCUCCAAAGGACCAAACUGGUAAUAAAUGGCAGUAUUUACAACAAGAGCUGUCAUCAAAGAUGAAAUCUCCUCUCUGCCAGCUUGUGGAACCUCAGAUUACAGCAAAGAUGAACAUGCUACCCCGAGGCAUAUUUGCUAGUGCAGGAACCCCCACCGUGGAAGAGCUGAAAACUUACACUGUCCAGCUGGGGGACCUAAGCCAAGAAGCAAACGUGGUUCAUACACAGGAUAAUGUUGCAGAGGAAGUCUCUUCUUAUUUGGACAGAAAAUUGUUUGAACUGCUUCUGGCAAUCAGCCAGUGUUUGAAUAACAUGGAGGAGAUGCUAAACACCUCAGUUCUCUCUGCUGAAGAGGCACCUGUGCAGCAGGCUCUUUACGAGACUAUUUCUGUGGAGCUGCAAAAACUUCAUGCUGAUCUGAGUGAUAAAAAGGAUGAUCUGAAGUCUGUUAUCCAUGCUGGUGGGAGCACAGAUGUGUUCUCUGAGUGCUUUAACAACUUGCAGGCACGGCUGGAACAAACUCAAGCUGCCACUGCUUUAAGGAGCAACUCAAUGAAAGCUGGGCUGGAUCAUAAUAGCAAUUACCAGAAUGAAACCAGGCUUCUUUAUGAUCAGUUAACUGAGAAAAAGGCUGCUUUGCAGCAACACUUGAAUGCAAUACAUGGACAUAAUAUUUCUGAACAGCUUCAGAAAACUGAUGCCUGUGCUUUGGAGCUGCAAGACCUUGAAAACCAGGUAGCAAAACUGAGAGGCCAUGGGGAAAGACUUCAGUUACCUAUCACCUUAAUCCAGGAAGUUCAUAAAUUAGAGGAUGUUUUGGAUGACAUGUGGGGGAUCCUGAAAAGAAAGUAUGAAGAGCUGAACUCUACUUCCAUCAGUAGAAGCCAGUACGAGGAGUUAUUGCAUGGAUUUGCAGAGCUGGUAACUAUUGGACAGGAGAAGAUUGCACAAGAUCCAAAGCAGCUAAUCAAAAGCAGAGCAGCUCUACAGUCUCACCUGGAAGAUCACAAGGACUUCUUCCAUAGCCUUGUGACCCACAUGGCUUUCAUACAAGCAUUUUCAAAGAAAGUGAGUCCUUCCAUCCUACAAAACAAAGAGGAAUUUUGGAGAGAGAUGGUGAAUGAAGUCACAUUGCUGGAGCAGAAGGCCUGCCAAUAUGGUAUACACUUAGAGAGCUUGUUAAAGGAAUGGAUGGAAUUUGAUGACGAAUACCUAGUUUUGAAUAAGGAGAUGGAGGCAAUUACCUCUACAUUGCCUUCCAUGAAUUUGAUUGAUGAAACGGAAGAAAGAUUGAUGGAAAGGAUUGCACUUCUGGAGCAAAUCAAAAACAAUGUUAAUGAAAAGCAUGCCAGGCUGCACCAGAUGGUGAAAGAAGGGAAGAAAUUGCUGACUGCUGUGAGCUGUCCAGAAAUAAGCUACCAGAUUGGGAAGCUGGAAGAGCAAUGGUUAUCUUUAACCAAAAAAGUUGGCCAUGAGCUACACCGACUGCAAACAUUACUCAAACUCUUGGUCAGCUACAACAGACACUCAGAGGAACUAAUGAAAUGGCUAGAUUCUGCUCAGCAGAGAAUGAUCUUUUUGAAGGAGGAGUCUCUCAAUGUGGCACAAUAUCCUGUCACCAUCAGGAAUAACAUCAAGAGCUUGUUUACAUUAUCUAAGGAGAUUGAUGAAAAAUCUUCCCUGAAGUCAUCUGUAGUGAGCACUGCCAACCAGCUCUUUCACAUUAAGCAAGGUGAUACUGCAGCAAUUAAGUCAUCUUUGGCAAAGAUUGAGCAAGAAUGGGGAGAACUGAUUACACAGCUCCCAGCCAUCCAAGAAAAGCUUCACCAGCUUCAGAUGGAAAAACGUUCAUCACUGGAAGCUGUUGUUGACCUAAUGAGCUGGCUGUACGAUGUGGAAUUUGAGCAGAAAUACAAGGAGCCAAUAAAUGCACAGUGGAGUGCUGCCCAAGUCAGAAGCCUCCUUCAAAAGUACAAGGAAUAUAUGAUGGAAAUGAAUGCUAAACAGUGGACAGUGGAUUUUGUUAACCAGUCACUCUUGCAAAUGAGCACUUGUGAUGUGGAAAGCAAGAGAUACGAAAGGACAGAAUUUGCAGAGUAUCUUGGAGAAAUGAACCUGCAGUGGCACAGGGUGCAGGCAUCUCUGAACAGAAAGAUACAAGACCUGGAAGAUGUUUUGGAGGAUAUUACUGAAAAUGAGAACAAAGCACAGAAUCUACACAAUUGGCUGGAAGCUCAGAGUGAGAGACUGAGGUCUUUACAAACUCCGGCAAGUCUGAUCUCUGCACAGAACACAUUAGAUGAUUGCAAGGAGCUAGAAGAUCAACUUGCAACUAAAUCCAGAACUCUUGAUGAGCUUAAACAGUGUUUGGGUUUGAAUAGUAGUGCAGAACAAACCCCAGAAGCUCAGCCUGUCGCAUUAGCUGAGCUGAGCGAAAUGCUGAACAACCUUACAAACCAGGUUGCACAGUUAAAGACCUCAAUGCAGUCAGUACUGGAGCAGUGGAGAAUAUAUGAAGAAGCUUAUGAAGAAGUCAGCCUGAUGACGACACGAUAUUUGUACUGCAUAGACCAGUGUAAACCUUCUGAGGUGUCAUUGGAAGCUUUGAAAAAUCAGGUCAAAACUCUUCAGUCUCUUCAAGAUGAAUCAGAGAACAAUGAAGAAUGUUUGGCCAAGCUCCAGGCUGCUGCCAGUAACCUGAAGAAGAAGUGCUCUCCCUCCUUUGCAGAGAUUAUUGAACGGAAGUGCACGGAGGCACACACUAGGUGGAACUCAGUAAAUGAAGACAUCACAGAUCAACUGCGGGCAGCACAAGCGACCCUGCAGCUUUUGGAGCCCUUUGAUUCUUCAUGCACAGAGGCAGCAGCCAAACUACAGCAGCACAGAGAGCAGUGCACUCAGCUCUUGGAUGCACACAUGCCUGAGGACAACAUGAUAGAAACCCUGACAAAGAGGAUACAGGAUUUAAGGAAUGUACAGCAGGACCUUCUAAACAUAACAGUGUGCCGUGACCAGAUUUCUUUGAUGGCUGGUAGGAUAAAACAGCAGGCUGGAGUAGCUGUACAAGUCUUUUUGUUGGAGAAGAUGGAACCACUCCAGAGACCAUUCUAUUUGGAAAAGACAGUACAGAAGAAGUUACAUGAAUAUGAGUUCAAUCUUCUACAACUGGAGGAUUUCAACAACCGCCUUGGAACACUGGAAAGUAAUGUCAAUAAUUGCAUAGAUGCCUUUGAUAGUCUCUGUCUAGCGGGAGAAACAGACAACUCGGAGUUGCUCAUGAAUCACACCCUGAAGCUUGCUGCACUUUCUCCAAGCAUAGAAAGUUUGAAUGAAGCAAGCAUUAGGUUGCCACUCAGUGACUUCACCCUGAAGAAAAUGCAGAGUCUGAUUCGGCAGUGGAGUCAGAAAACAGCAGCUGCUCUGGAAUAUUGCAGCAUGGAAACUCAAAAUGAUGAAAAGAAGUUCUUUCAGAAAUGUGAAAACUGGAUAAAAUUCCUAGAAAAAAUGAAAGAGACAUUAAAAACAAAUAUUCCAGUACAGUUUGAAGAACUGCAAGAGCAGCAAAGAGUGUAUGAGAUGCUGCAAACUGAGAUUUCCAUAACUCAGCAGACAUUUAAUUCUAUCAUAGCAAAAGUUUUACUCUCCUUGGAAUCUGGAGAAGGAGCACAAAGAACAGAGUUUAUUUCCAAGCUCACAUUGCUGAAAGAACAGUGGCAGAAUGUCAUCCGGAUGGUUCAGCAGAGGAAGGUGGAUAUUGAUGUACGCAUGAACCAGUGGCAGCUCUUCAAGAGUUCUCUGCAGAGUCUCAGCAGACUUCUUGAUGACACAAACAGCUUCCUUGUAGCUGUGAAGAGCCAGGACUGCUAUAGCCUUUACCAGCUUAGAAUUCUAAUUUAUGAUUGCAAGGCUAAGGCAGUGAUUCUUCAGAGGUGGCAAGCCAUGUACUCCUUAGCUCUUGAUGUUGGGGAGAAGUUGCGCACUGUCUCUGAUCCAGAGACCAGCACUCUUCUCCAGGAGGAGCUCAGCCAGUUACAGCAGAGUUGGGGGAACACCCAGACCCUGCUGCAGGAGAAGAUAAUGCAUCUCAGCAGCACCAUACAGAUAUGGGACUGCUGUGAAAAGCAAACGAAGGAAUUAGAAAGCAGGCUGCAAGAGCUAAAGGAGAAAGUAAAAGAUCCACUUCCAAUUGAACAUGAAGAGCUCUACAAAGCCAAGGAACACAUGAAGGAGCUGGAGCAGUCGCUGGCAGACUGGGCCCACAGUAUGAAGGAGGUGCAAGCCCGGACGGUGCAGCUGGCGGACUGCGUCCUUACCGAGGAUGCGUCGGUGCUCAAGGAGCACGUUGAACAUCUGCACAGGCAGUGGGGAGAGCUCUGCUUGCGGGUGUCUCUGCGUAAGCAGGAGAUCGAGGACAAGCUCAAUGCCUGGAUUGUGUUCAAUGAAAAGAACAAGGAGUUGUGCGCCUGGCUGGUACAAAUGGAAAGCAAAGUAUUGCAGACUGCAGAUGUUAGCAUUGAAGACAUGAUAGACAAAUUGCAGAAGGAUUACAUGGAAGAAAUAAAUCUGUUCAGUGAAAAUAAGCUUCAUUUGAAACAAAUGGGCGAUGAGCUGAUAAAGGCUAGCAACAAGAGCCGGGCUGCAGAAAUAAAUGAUAAACUCAACAAAAUCAAUGAUCGCUGGCAGCAUCUCUUUGAUGUCAUUGGAGCACGGGUGAAGAAACUGAAGGAGACAUUCGAAUUUAUGCAGCUGUUGGACAAAAACAUGAGUAACCUUCGCACCUGGUUGGCCCAGAUUGAGUCUGAGCUUUCCAAGCCUGUGAUUUAUGAUAUCUGUGAUGACCAAGAAAUCCAGAAGAGACUGGCAGAACAGCAGGAUCUGCAACGCGACAUAGAGCAACACACCGCAGGGGUGGAAUCUGUGUUUAAUAUUUGUGAAGUCCUACUACACGAUUCAGAUGCAUGUGCUAAUGAGACAGAGUGUGACUCCAUCCAGCAGACUACCAGGAGUUUGGACAGACGGUGGAGAAACAUAUGUGCCAUGUCUAUGGAAAGGCGAAUGAAAAUUGAGGAAACCUGGCGCCUAUGGCAGAGGUUUCUGGAAGACUAUUCUCGCUUUGAAGAUUGGCUAGUAUCAUCAGAAUGGAUAGCAGCUAGGCCUAAUUCCUCAGAGGUUUUGUACACACAUGCAAAGGAGGAACUGAAGAAAUUUGAGGCAUUCCAGAGGCAAGUUCAUGAACGACUCACUCAGUUGGAGCUGAUCAAUAAGCAGUACAGGCGCCUUGCCCGCGAGAACCGCACAGACUCAGCCAGCAAGUUGAAGCAGAUGGUACACGAGGGCAACCAGCGCUGGGAUUAUCUCCAGAAACGAGUCGCUGCUAUUCUGAGGAGACUCAAGCACUUCACCAAUCGGAGAGAUGAAUUUGAGGGGACAAGAGAAAGCAUCCUUGUUUGGCUCACAGAAAUGGACCUCCAGCUGACAAACGUGGAGCACUUCUCAGAAAGUAAUUUUGAUGACAAAAUGCGCCAGUUAAAUGGUUUCCAGCAGGAAAUAACACUAAACACCAAUAAGAUUGAUCAGCUAAUCGUUUUUGGGGAGCAGCUGAUUCAGAAGAGUGAGCCUUUGGAUGCUGCUGUGAUUGAGAACGAAUUGGAAGAACUUCAUCGAUACUGUCAGGAAGUGUUUGGGCGAGUUGCCCGCUUCCAUCAGAGACUGACUUCAAGGCAUCCUGUGUUGGACGAUGACAGAGACACCUCUGAAAAUGAGACAGAUCCAGAAGACUCCAGAGAAAUCCAGAAUGAUCCCUGGUGUAAGAAGGCCAUCAGCGAGGGGCCCAAUUCAACACAGUCCCUUUGCCACCUCAUGCCCCCUACUCAGGGUCAUGAAAGAUCAGGCUGUGAAACCCCUGUUAGUGUUGACUCCAUCCCACUCGAGUGGGAUCACACAGGUGAUGUGGGAGGUUCUUCCUCUCAUGAAGACGAAGAAGAAGCAACAUACUACAGUGCUCUGUCAGAUGUAGAAAUCACUGAAAAUCCUGAGGCAUAUCUUAAAAUGACCACAAAAACUUUGAAAGCAUCUUCUGGAAAAUCUGUUUCAGAAGCUCAUCCUUGGCAUUCUCCAGACAGACCAGUCCACAGGAAAUGCCAGUACAAACAGGCAGAAGUGGCUGGAAAUGUGUUGUCUGAUCCAGAGACAAGUACUCGCUAUAAGCCAGACUAUAUGAAUCAGCUCAGCUCUACAAGCAGCAGCAGCAUCAACAAUGAGAAAAUUUCGACUCCUGACAUGAACGAUGAAGAACCCCAUUUUGAGCAAGAGCUUGUGAAUAUAGCAGCCUCAGAGAAGCAGUCAGGCAUUAUUGAUAGGCAGGAGCUCAUCCAAGCUCAAGACUUCAGAAGUGACCUUGAAAUAAAACAGAAAUUGCAGCAGUGGCAGCAGCUGAACUCAGAUCUUAGCAACAUCUCUGCUUGGCUUGAUAAAACAGAGGAAGAACUCAAGAAGCUGCAAAGAGCGACAGCUCAAGUCAGCAUGCAAGUGCUGGAACAAAGGGUCAAGAAAUUGAAGCAACUACAGAAAGAGCUGCUGGAACAACAGCUUAAAGUAAACUUGCGUCAAGAACUCACUGCUUAUCUGCUGCUUAAAUCAAAUGUUGAUGACAUUGAAACUGAUGAGAAGGUCCAUGCAAUUGGAAGGAAACUGAAAGACCUUAUUGAACAGGUUUCCUGUGACUUAAAAACCAUACAAGGAGAUCUGGAUACCAGAGCAUUGCUGCUAGUUCCAGAUGACUUGGACUCAGGGGUCUAUAAUCAAGUCACAGAGAAAUCCAGUCCUGCUGUGAAACAGAUCACCAUACAGAGAGCUUCAGAAGACAGAAAAAGCAGCAGCAGAAGAGGUGAAAGCCAUCCACAACCUACUCAAGCAACUCCUCAGACUCCCUACUUCUUUUACCGUGUAUUACGAGCAGCAUUUCCGCUUCAGUUGUUCCUUCUACUGCUUUUGCUAGUGGUUUGUAUAAUUCCAUCUUCUGAGGAAGACUACAGCUGCACAAGGGCAAACAAUUUUGCCCGUUCUUUGCAUCUGAUGCUGCAGUAUCUUAAUGGGCCUCCACCAAUUUAAGAAGCAGCCCUAGCCUCUUCAGUUAUACCAAAAUGCACUCUUUUGGACUUCUAAACUAUAAGCAACACACUUUAUACUUUAAUGCAAUAAACAGAUUAUUUCAUAGGUUAAGUUGUCUUAAACUUGCAAGAUUAUUUUAUAGUUGUCUUAAAUUUGCAAGGUGAUAAAAUACUGAGUAGAUGCAGAAAGUACAUCACAGUAAUCUUAAAGAUAGCUCUCUGUCUCAGGUUAGCAUAGCAAACUUUGGGGUUUAGUAUCACAACUGUAGAAGAGGCACUUUGGCUAAAAUGGUUACUACACACACUUCUUGUUACCUGUAUCUUUUAGCACUGUAGUCACUUGUUGGAAACAAAAGAGAAAUAUUCAAAAAUCUAGUUUUGAAUCUUUGUUAUAGUAUUUUAUUCAUCUAAAACAUUUAAUAAAUGGAUGCACAUUUGUUUUGUAUUACAUAUUGUGUUCUAGGGACUAGGACUGCUGUGUUGUCUUUUUAUACUACCUUUGAAAUAAGAAACUGUUGCAUUGCAUGGAAGUGGUUUAUAAUGCACAUAUUUUCUAGAUGAAUAUGAUUAUGUAGACUAUCCCUGAUGUAUACAAAUCAUGUAAUGACUUUUUUAAUGAAAGAUUUUUUCAGUUUUUAACCUGCUGAAUAGUGUACAGUAUCUUGGGAGAGAAUUGUGCAUUUUUAUAAGCUUCAUCUUUAAAAUGAAACUGACACUUGGCAAUGGCUGGAGAAUCACUGUGUACAGUCAGCAUUGCCAUUGCUUCUUGAUUGUACAGUUUGAGUACUGUCAUUAAAAUUUAGCCAAUGUCUGGAA